UUUUAAAAUUCAAAAUUUCUAUCCGUUGGGACUUCAUACUGUAGUGUUGUUUCUCCUCUCGCCAUUGAAGAAAACAAAAGAAUGGGAAGGUUUCCAGCAAAAAGCGACUAUGAAGACAUGCGAAAUGCCCGCAUCUCUGAAAAUCAGGCUCGACUAGCUUCCUUAGGACUACAAAAGACAAUAUCUGAGCUUCGAUUAAUAACAACUCCUGCAAAAUCACCAAAGAGAAAAUGGCAAAAGGUUGAUUACAGUAGCGUUCCUUUGCGCCGCUCCAACCGGUUGAAACAAGCAAACCCUAAUUCCUCGGAUGCCUCGAUUUCUGUAGGCCGAUCUCUCAGAUUUCUUGCAGAUCCAGACACCGAGCUCUCAGAUGGUGAUGUUUCUGAUGAGGAUGAGAAGAGGCCAGCCAAUGCUCCUUUAGUUGAUUGGAGAUUGUGUCGUUCUGCAGAGGUAUCAUCAGAAAGACGAUGCAUGAGCAAGGGUAGGGGAAGCGUAUACGACCCUGUUUUUGGGAUUUGCUGCCAUUUCUGCAGGCAAAAGAAACUGUGUGGUGAAGAAGACUGUAAGAGGUGCAAUGACCUUGAUGUUGAUCAACCAUGUCUAGGUAAGACAGAUUGCUCGGUGUGUCAUUCUACCAAUGGUGUUCUUUGUCGAGCUUGCCUCAAGAUCAGAUAUGGUGAAGAAAUGGAAGAAGUAAGAAAUAACAAGCAAUGGAAAUGCCCUCACUGCAUAGAAGAAGAAGGAAGCAAACCAUAUUGGAUAUGUAAUAGCUCUUUCUGCCUAAAGAAGAGAAAAAUGGUGCCAACUGGGAUUGCCAUAUACAGAGCUCGGGAGAUGGGAUAUGAAUCGGUGGCACAUCUUUUGAUGGAUGAGCUUCAACGAAAAGAUAAAAGAUGAUGUUUGUAAUAAGUCAAGUCACUUAAUUUGGAUUGUUUAGGUCUUAAUUGGAUGUCAUUGCUGGUUUAACAUUAGAGAACAUAUCGUUUCAAUCUAAGU
Lactuca virosa is the source of this 996-nucleotide messenger RNA. Lineage: Eukaryota; Viridiplantae; Streptophyta; Magnoliopsida; Asterales; Asteraceae. The record is from the annotation of a GenBank genome assembly.